Messenger RNA from Glossina fuscipes, 3101 nucleotides. It is a transcript of the gene Fmr1, whose product is annotated as synaptic functional regulator FMR1. The coding region runs from base 948 to 3005 and encodes 685 amino acids. Gene Ontology annotation, cellular component: neuronal ribonucleoprotein granule; axon; membrane. The transcript has 12 exons. Gene Ontology annotation, molecular function: mRNA 3'-UTR binding; translation regulator activity; protein homodimerization activity. The record is from RefSeq and is a predicted model, not a curated record. Gene Ontology annotation, biological process: regulation of translation at postsynapse, modulating synaptic transmission; regulation of dendritic spine development; negative regulation of translation. NCBI's taxonomy places the organism in Eukaryota, Metazoa, Arthropoda, Insecta, Diptera, Glossinidae.
UAAAACUAUGGAAGAACCAUAAAAAAAGUUAACUAUAAGCACACUUCAGAAAUAUUCAAUCACUUUUAACAUUUCUUUUACGUUGCUUGUGUUUUUUUUAACAUUAAAUUUAAAGUGAAAUUGAUGAGAAUUAUUGACGUAAAUGCCGCUUAUUAAAAAAAUAGAUUUUGUGCACUUCAUAAUAAUAUAGCGGCAAUUUUCAUAUAUAUAUUUAUCCAUCUUCUUAAAAAGAAGAAAAAUGAAAAUAAACUGGCAUUAAAGAACAAAAAGAAAUCGAGUGAAAAGCGAAAUUGAGCAAGAGCCUAAUUAGAAGAAUGAAGUAAUAUGUGUAAAGCGAGCGAUAAAUGAGGAAUUUACAACAAUAACAAAAAAGAGGAGAGCAAAGAGAAACUGGGAAACUGGAGAUAAAACAUAAACCUAUAGCAAAACAUCAGCAGCAUUAAAGGCAGACGACUAAAAAUACACACAUACGCAAGCAGGCAUAAAACAACUCAUUCAUUUACAUACGACUACCGAACAAUAAAAGACUGAAGAGACCAACAAAAUUUAAGAAAAAGGAUUUAAUUUACUGCAGAAAUAAACAUUUUUCAUAAAGUCAGCGAAACCAAAAUUCAAACCAACACGAAAGCAAUUAAUAAAUUGGAGACCCAAACACUUAGUUCCGCGUCUAAAGUAAAAGCAAUUGAUCAGCAUUGUCAGCUGAAAGAAUUGGAUUUGAAAAAUUUGCUUUGUAUUGAUUAAAUAUUUUGUACGCGAUCGUUUUUUUUUCUCCUCAAUUCCAUUACUACAUUCUGUUUUUCACCCACUACCUAUCAACUUUGUUCACAUAAAAUCGUACACAAAAAUUGCACGCUGAAGAACGGAAAGAAUUGCGCUGAGAGUGUCAACAUUAAACAGCUCGCCAGCAGCUUCUCGAGUAUUAUUAUUAGCUCUCUUUUAUAAUCACUAUGGAUGAUUUGUUGGUUGAAGUGAGACGUGACAAUGGCGCCUAUUACAAGGGUAUGGUGACAGGUGUCUACGAAGAUGGUGUCUGCUGCGAACUUGAGGGCUGGCCCGAUGUACAAAAAUAUCCUUUCGCAAGUGUUCGUUUCCCACCGGAACCAUCGCAAGAGCCCUUCGCUUUUGAGGAGGGCAUGGAAGUUGAAGUAUUUACACGCUCAUUGGAUUGUGAAGCCUGCGGUUGGUGGAUUGCUUCGAUAAAAAUGUUAAAGGCUGAAAUUUGUGCUGUUGUAUACAUUGGUUUUGAAAAUCCGUACACUGAAAUUGUCGAUUUACAACGUCUACGCCCUAAGAAUCUCAAUCCGCCAAUUACGCCGAAAUCUUUUCACCAGUUUACGAUACCUGUGCCCGAUGAAUUGCGUGAAGAAGCACAAAAAGAAGGCAUACAUAAGGAAUUUCAACGUACCAUAAGCGCCGGCGUUUGUGUCUAUAAUCCGGAAGUGAAUGCCUUAAUUGUGAUUUCAAAAUGGGACUUAACCGAAAAGCGUGCCAUUAUGUUAAAGGAUAUGCAUUUUCGCAAUUUAUCACAGAAGGUUAUGUUAUUGAAACGUACGGAAGAAGCUGCGCGUCAAUUGGAAUCCACUAAACUACUUAAUCGUGGUUUCACUGACGAAUUCCAUGUACGUGAGGAUCUUAUGGGUUUGGCAAUUGGUUCACAUGGCGCCAAUAUACAGGCGGCUCGUCUGCUGGACGGCAUUACCAAUAUUGAAUUGGAAGAAAAAUCAUGCACCUUUAAAAUAACCGGACAAUCGGAAGAAGCGGUGCAAAGAGCACGGGCUAUGCUCGAAUAUGCCGAGGAAUUUUUUCAGGUUCCUAGAGAAUUGGUGGGAAAAGUUAUUGGUAAAAACGGACGAAUUAUACAGGAAAUUGUUGAUAAAAGUGGUGUAUUUCGAAUUAAGGUGAUUGCUGGUGAUGACGAACCGGACGGCAGCAUACAUCGAGAGGCCGGCUUUGUACCCUUUGUGUUCAUUGGCACUGUGGAAAGUAUUUCGAAUGCCAAAGUUUUACUCGAUUAUCAUUUGGCACAUUUAAAGGAAGUGGAACAGUUACGUCAAAACAAAUUGGAAAUCGAUCAGCAACUGCGCGCCUUCCAAGAAUCCACCAUGGGCUCUGUACAAAAUUUUCCUGUUUCGCGGCGUUCAGAACGCGGCUAUAGCAGCGAUAUUGAAUCAGUGCGUUCCAGUCGUGGGGGGCCGCGAGGUAGAGGUCGAGGUCGUGGUAGUGGUGGCAAUAACGGUGGCAACCAGCGUUACAAUCAAGGACGGCGUGAGGACGAUGAUUAUAAUUCCCGCGGUGAUCAUCCACGUUAUAAUGAUCGUAAUAGUGGCGGCGGCGGUGGCGGGGGUGGUGGUUAUCGCGGUGGUAACCAAGAUCGUCGCGGUGGUCCAAGACGUGGCAAUCGUAAUAAUGAACAAAAUGGCAGAGAUCAUCAUUAUUAUAAUCACAACGAUGAUGUUCAAGAAAAUCGUGAAAUAAGCAGUGUUGAAAGAGCUGAAAGCAUUUCGUCAUACGAAGGUAGCUCGCGAAGACGUCGGAGGCAAAGAAACAACCCUUCUCAUAACACGAAUGGCGGUGUGGCCAUUAAUAACAAAACACAGCAACAAAACAGCAAACCACCACAGCACAAUAAUGCAGAUAAUAAAAACAGCGCUGGUGGUAGCAGUGGUAAUGCAUCAGAGCGAUCCAAGCAAAAUGUCAGCAACAAGGAAGCCAAUAACGGCGCUGUAAAUAAGGGUAUCGUAGUUGGCAAUAGUAGCGGCAGCAAUGAAAAGCAACAGCAACAACCUCCACAACAGCAGCAGCAGCAAGGAGGUGGAGGCGGUAAUAUUGUGGCAUCCCAACAGCAACAACAGCUCCUACAGCAGCCGCCACAACAACAGCCGCCGCCAAAAGCCAGACGAGGUAAUAAAAAUCGUAACAACAAUAACAACAACACUCAUGCCCAUGAUCAGCAGCAGCAACACUCGCAGGAAAAAAAAGAAACCCUUGUGAACGGUACUUCCUAAUUAACCGUUCAGCUGUUAGCCGCUAUGAGGAAAAAAAGAAGGAAGAAGAAAAAUUAAAAAUAGUUGAACGGCAAACAAAAAAAAAAAUUAAAUAAU